Trichoplusia ni (cabbage looper) is the source of this 997-nucleotide messenger RNA. RefSeq names its product protein-tyrosine sulfotransferase (gene Tpst). Gene Ontology annotation, molecular function: protein-tyrosine sulfotransferase activity. Gene Ontology annotation, biological process: peptidyl-tyrosine sulfation. NCBI's taxonomy places the organism in Eukaryota, Metazoa, Arthropoda, Insecta, Lepidoptera, Noctuidae. The record is from RefSeq and is a predicted model, not a curated record. The transcript is spliced from 3 exons. Gene Ontology annotation, cellular component: Golgi apparatus. The annotation marks the transcript as partial.
GCGCUGCUGGCGGGCGCGCUGCUGGUGUGGCUGUGGCGCGGCGGCGCGCGGCCCGCGGGCGCGCAGCGGCGCCGCGAGCUGGACGCGCCCGUGGAGGGCCGCGAGCUGCCGCUCAUCUUCAUCGGCGGAGUGCCUCGCUCGGGCACUACGCUCAUGCGCGCCAUGCUCGACGCGCACCCCGACGUGCGCUGCGGACAGGAGACGCGCGUCGUGCCGCGCAUCCUGCAGAUGCGCCAGCAUUGGAUGCGCUCUCAAAAGGAAAGUGUGCGGCUGGAGCAGGCGGGGGUAUCGAAGGCCGUACUCGAUAACGCCAUCGCUGCAUUCUGCUUGGAAGUGAUCGUCCGGCACGGGGACACGGCACCACGACUGUGCAACAAAGACCCUCUCGUGCUCAAAAUGGGCACGUAUGUGCUGGAGCUGUUUCCCAACGCCAAGUUCCUGUUCAUGGUGCGCGACGGCCGCGCCACCGUGCACUCCAUCAUCACUCGUAAGGUGACCAUAACGGGUUUCGACCUGACGAGCUAUCGGCAAUGCCUGACGAAGUGGAACCACGCGGUGGAGCUGAUGUACCAGCAGUGCAAGUCCAUGGGCGCGGACAAGUGCCUGGUGGUGCGGUACGAGGCGCUGGUGCUGCGGCCGCGCGAGACGCUGCGGCGCGUGCUGGCCUUCCUGCAGCUGCCGUGGGACGACGCCGUGCUGCACCACGAGCGCUACAUCAACCAGCCCAACGGCGUCGCGCUCUCCAACGUGGAGCGGUCGUCGGACCAGGUGGUGCGGCCCGUGAACCUGGACGCGCUGGACAAGUGGGUGGGGCAGAUCCCGGCCGACGUGCGCGCCGACAUGGCGGAGCUGGCGCCCAUGCUGUCCGUGCUGGGCUACGACCCGUGGGCCAACCCGCCGCGCUACGAGGCCACGGCCGACGCCGCCGUCACCGAGCGCCGCCCGCCCUAGCCGCCCGCCGCGCCAGCCCUCGCCCUACAAUAAACUUUACUCCUUC